This is a messenger RNA of Lodderomyces oxycetoniae, 648 nucleotides long. RefSeq lists its product as uncharacterized. The record is from RefSeq and is a predicted model, not a curated record. Bases 1 to 648 code for a protein of 215 amino acids. The transcript has 2 exons. Lineage: Eukaryota; Fungi; Ascomycota; Pichiomycetes; Serinales; Debaryomycetaceae.
AUGUGGAUCAAGUCUAUUGGAAUUCUAUCUUUGGCGGUGUUUGCAUCUGCAAUACAAUGGUAUCCCGUGAAUAGCAAAGGAGAGAUACCGUCCAUUGAACCUUUCCAAAAGGGACAAGAGAUUCAAUUCGAUUGCAUUCAAAGGAAUAUCGAUAAUGGUGAACAUAAAUUUGACCAACAAAACAAGGUCAUAUAUGGCCCAUUUCCAAAGUGUAAAGAAACUUCUAAACCCUUGAGUUUCAAGUACGGGGUCAAUGAGGAUGUAAAUUGUACCAUUGAGUUUACAGACGAGUUAUUCCACUUGUUUCAAUUGUACAUUCACGAAGAUGUUCCAUUCAGUUGCAGAUUACCAAUGAGUUCAGAAAUGUUAUCAAUAGAAAAAGGUGGCGCAUACAUUCCAUUCACGUUUAAUUUCAGAGGCGAGAUUACAGAUUCACAUAUCGAUGUUGACCACUCAAUGAAUGUCUUGAUAACGAUUCCUGAUAAUCCAAUGGAGUACACAUUUGUCAGCGCUAUAGCAUAUAGCUCUGGGACAAACACAACGAGAAUUGUCAUUGGAGAUACGAUGACUAUACAGUUUGCUGUUCGGUGGCUCGAUCAACUAAAUAAGGGUGGAAAGGGUGAAAAGGUUGGAUCAGCUCAAAAAUGA